This is a messenger RNA of Pyrgilauda ruficollis (rufous-necked snowfinch), 1671 nucleotides long. Its product is annotated as aldehyde dehydrogenase family 3 member B1-like. Lineage: Eukaryota; Metazoa; Chordata; Aves; Passeriformes; Passeridae. Gene Ontology annotation, biological process: aldehyde metabolic process. Gene Ontology annotation, molecular function: aldehyde dehydrogenase (NAD+) activity. The record is from RefSeq and is a predicted model, not a curated record. Gene Ontology annotation, cellular component: cytoplasm. The transcript is spliced from 10 exons. Bases 88 to 1599 code for a protein of 503 amino acids.
GAAGCUGGCAGCCAGCCUGUAGCUAGGAAGAGGGAAGCUGUGGUUGAUAACCCCAGUGCAACCAUCCCACACUGCACCUGUGGGAGCAUGGAGACUGGAACUGUCUUCCCGCAGCUGCCUGAGAGUGAGGCCAAGAGAGCCCCCGAGGGCGAUGGUGGGAACGGAAGUGUGGAUGGUGAUGCCGUGAGCAGGAACCCCUUUGCAGGGCUGGUGAGCCACCUGCGGGCAUCCUGGCUCUCUGGGAAGACGCGGCCCAUGGAAUACCGUGUGGCACAGCUGGAGGCUCUGGGACGCUUCCUGGAUGACAAGAAGCAGGAGAUCCUGGAGGCCACUGCCUCUGACUUGGGCAAGGCACCCUUUGAAGCCGAAUUAUCUGAGAUCCUCCUGUGCAAGAACGAGCUCCAUGAGACCCUGAACAACCUGUCCCACUGGAUGAAGGACGAGAAGGUGGACAGGCCUCUGGCGAUGCAGCUGGACUCUGCCUUCAUCCGCAAGGACCCUUACGGGGUGGUGCUCAUCAUAGCACCCUGGAAUUACCCCAUCCAUCUCUUCCUGGUGCCCCUCAUUGGGGCCAUCGCUGCUGGGAACUGUGUCAUUGUCAAACCCUCUGAGGUGUCCAUGAAGACAGAAAGACUCGUGGCAGAAGCACUGCCCAGCUAUCUGGACAAGGACUGCUUUGCUGUGGUGACCGGUGGUGUGCCAGAGACCACCAGGCUGCUGGAGAACAAGUUUGACUACAUCUUCUUCACUGGCAGUCCCCCGGUGGGGCGGAUCGUGAUGACAGCUGCUGCCAAGCACCUGACACCGCUGACGCUGGAGCUGGGGGGCAAGAACCCCUGCUAUGUGUCCGACACCUGCGAUGUGACCAACGUGGCGCGGCGCGUGGCCUGGGGCCGCUUCUUCAACGCGGGCCAGACCUGCAUCGCGCCCGACUACCUGCUCUGCACCUUGGAGAUGCAGGAGAAACUGCUCCCGGCCCUGCAAAAGGCCAUCAGUGAUUUCUAUGGCCCCAACCCCCGAGAAUCCCCGGAUUUUGGCCGCAUUGUCAGUGGCAGGCAGUUCCAGCGGGUGCAGAGACUGCUGGGCAGCGGGCGCGUGGCCAUCGGGGGACAGACGGAUGAGGCCGAGCGCUACAUCGCUCCCACCGUGCUGGCAGAUGUGCUGCCCUCGGAUCCCGUCAUGCAGGAGGAGAUCUUCGGGCCCAUCCUGCCCAUCGUCGUCAUUGCCAACGUGGAUGAAGCCAUUGACUUCAUCAACAGCCGGGAGCGGCCAUUGGCUGUCUACGCCUUCUCCUCAGAUGACAAGGUGGUGAACCAGGUCCUGGCGCGGACGAGCAGCGGUGGCUUCUGUGGCAACGACACCCUGAUGCAUGUGACACUGCCCUCUCUGCCCUUUGGAGGCAUUGGGAACAGCGGCCUGGGAACGCACCACGGGAAGUUCAGCUUUGACACCUUCUCCCACCCGCGGGGGUGCCUGAAGCGCGGGAUGGGCCGGGAGCCGCUCAACGCCCCGCGCUACCCCCCGUACAGCCCGGAGAACUUCGGGCUCAUCCGGGCCGCCUCCCAGGUGACACGCAGGAACGGCUGUACCCUGCUCUGAGCCUCUCCACGCCCCACUCGGAGCCUGCCCGCUCAGGACAUCUCCUGCUGCUGGUCCCGGCGCCCAGGUGCA